GAUUCUGCAUCUUCUUGCUGAAGCCGAAGUAUGAGCUUCAAUGGCUACGAAUGUUGGCGCUGUAUGUGGUGCGCUGAAAAGGUUCAGUCGGCCUCACGCCUCCAAUUGGGUUUGGAAGAAGAAAGUUUUCUGCUGCAAAAUGUCCACCGAGUCACCUUCCUUGACUCACACAAUCACACUGCCUAAUAAACCCAAUGAACCCGUUCACAUUGUUGCUGCUCCUGGCGUCUCCCAUUCUGAUUUCUGGAAUGCUGUUGAAUCCUCUUUGUUCAAGCAGUGGUUGCAUAACUUGCAAACUGAGAAUGGGAUUCUAGCUGAUGGCACCAUGUCUCUCAGACAAGUUCUAGUUCAGGGAGUUGACAUGUUUGGAAAGCGCAUUGGGUUUCUCAAGUUUAAAGCGGAUAUUUUUGACAAGGAAACAGGGAAAAAGAUUCCAGGCAUUGUAUUUGCAAGAGGACCAGCUGUGGCGGUGCUGAUACUCCUGGAAUCAGAGAGUGAAACAUAUGCUGUUCUUACAGAACAGGCAAGGGUGCCUCUUGGAAGAAUUAUUUUGGAAUUGCCUGCCGGAAUGCUGGAUGAUAACAAAGGUGAUUUUGUUGGGACUGCUGUUCGCGAGGUUGAAGAAGAGAUUGGUAUCAAGUUAAAUGUAGAAGACAUGGUUGACCUCACUGCUUUCCUUGACUCUACAACUGGAUGCAGAUUUUUUCCCUCUGGGGGAGGAUGUGACGAAGAAAUCAGUAUUUUUCUUUACAGAGGGCGUGUUGACAAAGAGAUAAUCACACAACUACAGGGAAAAGAGACUGGCCUUCGUGAACACGGGGAGCUAAUUAAGGUACGCGUGGUACCUUACAAGAAUCUCUGGCACACAACAGCGGAUUGCAAAGUUUUGGUGGCUGUUGCACUGUUAGAAAUGGCUAUGAAAGAUGGGCUAUUGCCUACUUUGUCUACUUAAUUAACUAUUAGAAAUAGAAAUAUAUAAAAAAAUAGUUCUUUUAACGACUCUAACUUUAUCCCUGUUGCAUAUUGUACCCGACAAGAAGAAUUGAUUAUUAUUGUUGUGCUUAGCACUAUUAGGACCUUGCAAAUGGAUACUUAAUUGUACACCAUUGCCAUCAAUGAUUUGAUACGGCCAACAUAACAUAUUUAAAAGAUGACCUAGUUAGAAGGAA
This is a messenger RNA of Vigna unguiculata (cowpea), 1169 nucleotides long. It is a transcript of the gene NUDX14, whose product is annotated as nudix hydrolase homolog 14. Gene Ontology annotation, biological process: nucleoside phosphate metabolic process; ribose phosphate metabolic process. Lineage: Eukaryota; Viridiplantae; Streptophyta; Magnoliopsida; Fabales; Fabaceae. The record is from RefSeq and is a predicted model, not a curated record. Gene Ontology annotation, molecular function: ADP-glucose pyrophosphatase activity; ADP-ribose pyrophosphatase activity.